AUGUCGACAAGUAAGAAACUUUCUCGAGAACAAAAGGGGAAGAUGCGUGCGGCCUCGUCGGGAUCUGGUGAUGACUUAGAGACGGUCCGUGGUUCUGAAGGAAGCCAAGAGGCGGUUCAUCGCGAGGCGAUGAUGGAUACAGAGAACUUGAGUCGUGCGCAGCGCGUUCUUAUUUCGGAAUCGAGAGUGCAGUCGCGGAAGGACGACGACGGUCGUGAUCAUGUUGACGAUCAGAUGAUCCCGAUAAGCUUUUAUCCGGGGAACAUCUUCGAGGAGCAACCUCCGCUUGAUCGGGAGCGCGUGCGUCCUUCGGUCGUCGAAGGCCAGGACUGGCGGGGUGGUGUCGAGAAGACGAGGUCGACCGUCGAGUCGGUGACGAGACUCCUACGGGCUCGCGACGCAGCGGGGGUUACGUUUAUAAUCCCGAAUAGCGACCAGCGGCCCUGGUCUCCUCCGAAAGGCUACCAGUGCGUCUACGAGUCGUACUUCGAGGGCGACACGAAGCUGUGGUUUCCGAUUCCUCGAAUCGUCACUGCGUUUGCGAUGCGCCGAGGAGCCGCCCUUAGCCAAUUUCUGAAUGGUGCGUGGCGGCUGGCCGUGGCACUGACGAUUAUCGGAGCAGAAGCUGGUGUUCCUCUCAACGUCCGAGCUUUCGAGGAAUUAGUGUCAGCGAAGAUAAAGGGCGGACUGAUUUCGCUGAAGAUCCGCCCCAACUAUAACGUGGUGACCGGCUACCCCAACAAGACGAACAACUGGCAGCGGUCCUACUUCUACGUCAAAUCUGACAGGGCUGCGUUCGAGGAGCCGCUGAGGACCGGCUAUCGUGUUUUAUGGGCCCGAGAGAUGGUUGCUCUUCCGAACACCGCAGAGUACGAGGAGGACUUUUUGACGAGCGCGCGUCUGAUCGCAUCGCAGAGACAGGACCAUUGGAAUAAUUUUUCCUACCGGAGGAUUAGUCGAUCGAUCGGGUGGAUUAGUCAGCAGGUUUGGCGUUCGGACACGAUCCCCAUUGUCACGAAUAAGACGAAGAGGGUCAAUUUGUUCAAUUCGGCCGAGCAGAGGGAGAUAAACCGAGCAAGAGCGAUGAGGACUAUUCCAAAUUUGAGUUUGGUGGUUGCGAAGAAAGUCGGCUCCGCAAAGAAAUCUCAGCCCGAUACCGCGGGCUCGCCUAAUUUAGGAGAUCCGAGCGCGACCGAGUCGGACGCUGAGGCUCAGUUGGAGAAAGACCAACAAGAAGAGACAGCGCGAAGAGGAGGGCGCGGCUGUCGAGGAAACGAACGUUGGGGCUUCCUCUCCUCAAGGGCAUUCUGGGUCAGAGGGGAGAAGGAAGAAGGCAAGGGGCGAUUCUCCCGCGAUCCGAUCCUCGUCCGUUGA
Messenger RNA from Raphanus sativus (radish), 1374 nucleotides. RefSeq lists its product as uncharacterized. The transcript is spliced from 3 exons. The record is from RefSeq and is a predicted model, not a curated record. Bases 1 to 1374 code for a protein of 457 amino acids. Lineage: Eukaryota; Viridiplantae; Streptophyta; Magnoliopsida; Brassicales; Brassicaceae.